Molecule: messenger RNA, 843 nt
Organism: Cylas formicarius (sweet potato weevil)
Lineage: Eukaryota; Metazoa; Arthropoda; Insecta; Coleoptera; Brentidae
Gene: Ufc1
Product: ubiquitin-fold modifier-conjugating enzyme 1
Exons: 4
Coding region: 162-671 (169 amino acids)
Biological process (GO): protein K69-linked ufmylation
Cellular component (GO): cytoplasm
Molecular function (GO): UFM1 conjugating enzyme activity
Source: RefSeq, a predicted model, not a curated record
UGGCAUUCACAGUAAUAGAAACCUACGAAUCACAUUGAAAACUGUUGUUUUAUAAUUUAUCCAGUUUGAAGCAAAUUUAGGAACAGUCGUACCACCCAAGGAAAAUAAUCUAAGCAAGAAUUAAAAUUUUGACAUAAAUGUAGGUUAUUUUUUCCAUAGAAAUGGUAGAUGAAAGUACACGUAAAACUUUAAGUAGUAUACCGCUACUGAAAACGAAAGCGGGGCCUCGCGACAAGGAACUCUGGGUGCAACGUUUAAAAGAAGAAUAUCAAACACUAAUAAAAUAUGUUCAAAACAAUAAGGCGGCAGACAAUGACUGGUUUCGCUUAGAAUCCAACAAAGAGGGUACCAAAUGGUUCGGCAAGUGCUGGUACAUACACGAUCUACUCAAGUAUGAAUUUGAUAUUGAGUUUGAUAUUCCAGUAACUUAUCCCACCACAGCACCGGAGCUAGCGCUGCCUGAACUGGACGGAAAAACUGCCAAAAUGUAUCGAGGUGGUAAAAUAUGCCUUAGCGACCAUUUCAAGCCAUUAUGGGCUAGAAAUGUGCCUAAAUUUGGUAUCGCUCAUGCUAUGGCCUUGGGGCUUGGACCCUGGCUGGCAGUUGAAAUUCCAGAUCUUGUCGCAAAAGGGGUUAUAUCUUAUAAGGAAAAGGUGGAGAGCCAAGGAUAGUUAAAUUGAAUCAGACAUAUAUGCAUUUUCUGAGUUUCUCCUUCCGAAGGAGCAUUGAUUUAUGCCUCAGGAGAAAUAAAAAUGUCCUUCAAAAAACCGUUUUUGUUAAUUUUGUGUUUUGGUAUUAUAUUUUCUGUAUAUUUUGAUAUCAAUAUAGAUUUUUUUAAAUUGA